Molecule: messenger RNA, 786 nt
Organism: Pediculus humanus corporis (human body louse)
Lineage: Eukaryota; Metazoa; Arthropoda; Insecta; Psocodea; Pediculidae
Product: beat protein, putative
Exons: 5
Coding region: 1-786 (261 amino acids)
Source: RefSeq, a predicted model, not a curated record
AUGUGUCGCACGUGCUUGUACGUGUGCGUGUGCGUGUGCGUGAGUGAUGCAUUAAGGUUAAUGAGAGUUACGAUACCUGGUUAUAAAUUGAGAGGAGAAAUGGCAAUUUUAGAAUGCGAUUACGAAUUAGAUGGCGAAGUUCUUUAUUCAGUCAAAUGGUACAAAGAUAAUGAAGAAUUUUACAGAUUCGUACCGAAAUCAAAUCCGCCACAGCAUAGCUAUAAAGUUGAUGGAAUAAAAGUAGACCAUCAACUCUCUGAUAGUAAACAAGUUGUUUUACGCGGGGUCAAUCUUAAAUCAAGCGGCCUUUACAGAUGUGAAGUGUCAGCAGAAGCUCCAUCAUUUUCUUCUGCUCAAGAUGAAGCUAGAAUGGAAGUCGUUUAUUUGCCAAAAGAUGGUCCUCACAUAACGGGAGAAGAAAAAGAAUAUCAAGUCGGUGAAGAAAUAGUAUUAAAUUGCACAUCAGGAAAAUCAUAUCCGUCAUCGACUCUUCAUUGGUACAUAAACGACAAACAGAUAUCAAAUUCGGAAGAUUUAGUUAGAUAUCCAAAUUUAAUACACACCCACGGGUUACUUACUACGACCCUGGGCCUUAGACUAAAAGUGACAAACAAUCAUUUUGCUGAGGGGCAAAUGAGAGUCAAAUGCGUGGCAAGUGUGAGUCCGAUUUUAUGGCAGGGAAAUCGUGAAAGUGUAGUUCAACGUGUUUCCCCAUUGAUCGACAACAGAGAAGCUCAUUUUUUAGGUAAAUACAAUUUUUCUUUCUUUUUUGCUCUAUGUGUGUGA